AUGAGCAGUGACAAACACUCAGCAUCUACGACUCUAGAUGACAUAAUCAACGAGCUUAAGUUGACGUACGACUCGUCGGUGGGUCUUCUAGAUGGAGAUUCGCUACGGACGAUUCCAAAUACGAACACUUUGUUAAACUUAAGCAAGUUGUUAAAUAAAUUAUCACGUGAGUUGAAUGAUGUAGAACUGGAUGACGACCUGAUAUUGGCCAAAAUCAACCUGGGGCUCAAUAAGAAUGAAGACGAGGACGAAGAAGACAACGAGAAAGAAAUUGAGGACGAAAACAAGAAAAGGUCUUUUUCUGACGCUGUAAGCGAUCAGGACGACGACGACGAAGAUUCUGUAUCGCUAGCCAAGAGACGUAAAGUGAGCACAGGAACCAAGAUCAAGCUGGAACAAGACGAAGAACAGACUAAGUCGCUGAUCGACGAAUCAGAACAAGUCAAUUCAAAAGAUGAUCCGGUACCGCCUGAACAAAGUGGAUCUUUUACAAAAGAAAAUGAUACCAGAUUGAAAAACCCAAAGUCUGAGUUUGUUAGUUCGCAGACUUUAUCAGCCGCAGCUAUAGCAGAAUUAGGAUUGUUUUCAGAAGACAAUAAUGGGUUGGAAACUCAAGGCAAAGAGUAUCUCAAAAAGAAGUAUGGUGUAGCAUCUUAUCCGGAAAACGAUCUAUUAAACCUUCUUCCUGGCAAGAUCCCCAACAUAGAUUUCUCCAAGAACAAGCCACCCAGUAACCAAGUUCAGUUCACAACUUUCCAGUCGUAUAUUGAAUCAUUCUUUAGGCCCUUUCUGAGCGAAGACCUUGAGUUGUUAAAUGAGAGAAAUAUCAUUCCACCUGGAUUUGAAAAGCAAGAGUAUGAUCCGGAUGUGAGUCCAUUUCUCAUUCCCAAGUUGGGAAAGUUCUAUGCUGACUUGUGGGCAGAUGAAGAUUCGACAUUAAGUUCAAAAUUGAACUCUCCUGCUUAUCAGCAAGCAGCUCCGGACUCAUAUAAGCCUAAAGGAACGUUUGAUAACUUGACAGACGAUACGCUUUUCACUGAAGAAAUCUCGUGUGGGCCACUUUCUAGUAGAUUGCUUUCUGCUAUCUUAAGUAACAACGACGGCUCCGAUGAUUAUGAGGAGAAGGAAGAAGGAUCAAACGAGGAAGAUCCAUCAUCAAAUCUCAACUUGGACGAUGAAGUGGCUACACAACUCAACAGUGGAGAGGACUACAAGUUGACUGCUGAAGCUAACGAUUUUCACUCGAUAGAAGAGAGGCUCAAGCGUGAGUUGAAGUACAUUGGCAUAUUCAUGAACCUUCCGUUAUCGAAAGAAGACAGCAAGUUCAAAGGUAAGCAAAAUGGCAGACCUAAGAAAGCUGGUAUAAGCAUUAUAGAUAACGACGAAUGGGUCAAAAAUAAAGAAGAUGACGAAGUGUGUGCUGAAAUAAGAGCGCACCAGAAGGAGUUAAGGGAGGUGGUCAGCAGGAAUAGACUGAACAGAAAGAAGUUGAUUCCGAUAAUCGAAGAGCAGAUCGCCUACCAAGAAUAUUGUACUAUAUUGGAAGAUCUCGACAAGCAAGUAGACCAAGCGUACAUGAAGAGGCUUAAGGGUAAGAGCAAGAAGAAGAAGGUGGACGUUACUACUCCUCAACAGCAGGCCGUUAACAGUGGAUUGAGAGCCUUAUUAGAAAAGAGACAGAGGUGGAUAAACAAUAUCGGUAAUCUUUUCAGACCCGGUGAGAUCAUGAAGAGAGUACCCAGCGAGUCUAUAUUAGUUCAAGAAGGAACGGUAGAACAAGAAACUAUUGAUGACGACAAUACCGAUGCCGUAUCGACUGCCGUGGAUAUCCUUGCUGAUAAGUCUUGA
This is a messenger RNA of Scheffersomyces stipitis CBS 6054, 1848 nucleotides long. RefSeq names its product histone acetyltransferase (gene NGG1). Gene Ontology annotation, molecular function: transcription coactivator activity. Gene Ontology annotation, cellular component: SAGA complex. Lineage: Eukaryota; Fungi; Ascomycota; Pichiomycetes; Serinales; Debaryomycetaceae. The transcript has a single exon. The record is from RefSeq and is a predicted model, not a curated record. Bases 1 to 1848 code for a protein of 615 amino acids. Gene Ontology annotation, biological process: regulation of transcription by RNA polymerase II.